This is a messenger RNA of Styela clava, 2060 nucleotides long. RefSeq names its product sialin-like. Gene Ontology annotation, cellular component: apical plasma membrane. Gene Ontology annotation, molecular function: transmembrane transporter activity. Gene Ontology annotation, biological process: monoatomic anion transport; transmembrane transport. Lineage: Eukaryota; Metazoa; Chordata; Ascidiacea; Stolidobranchia; Styelidae. The record is from RefSeq and is a predicted model, not a curated record.
GUAUUGUUCUCGUUUACAAUUGGUUUCAUAUCAGAAGUAUAUAUAGCCUAGAUUCUACAAACCUAUAACAUGGGAAAGGGAGAAGAUAAACCUGAAGAAUUCAAUAAAGACAUUGUCGAAGAGACGACUCCAGGAUGCUAUUUGAAAUCCCGCCAUUCGAUGGCAAUUAUGCUAUUUUUUGCAACAUUCAAUGUUUAUUCGUUGAGAACCAACCUCAGCGUUGCAAUUGUUGCCAUGGUGAACUCGACCAGUUCCUCCACGGAAGAUUCAGAAAACGGAAGUGACGUAUGUCCUGACAAGGGUGUGUCGGAAAUAGAUGAAAAUACGAACAAUGGUAUAUUUGUUUGGGACAGUGUUCAACAAGGACUUAUUCUUGGUUGCUAUUUUUAUGGAUAUAUUUUUACGUGUGUGCCCGGUGGCUAUCUGGCUAAAAGAUAUGGAGUUAAACCAGUGUUGGGCAUCACCAUGCUGAUAUCAUCAAUAAUUACACUAUUAUGUCCAGUUAUGGCAAAUGCAAGCUUUCCUCUUUUUGUUACAUUUCGAAUCAUACUAGGAUUUCUACAGGGUGUGAGCUUUCCUGCUGUCCAAUCAGCUUGGGGAAUAUGGGCACCUCCGCUUGAAAGAAGCACUUUGAUAGCUAUUUCUUUCUCGGGUUCCAGUUUUGGAACAUUCGUAACUCUUCCUAUAGCAGGAGUGAUAGCAGAUAAUGUAGGAUGGGAAGCUGUAUUUUAUUUAACAGGUGCUGGCGCCAUGUUAUGGUCUCUUGUGUGGCUCGCAUUUUUCUACAGUACUCCAGAAACUCAUCCCAGAACCUCUGAGCAGGAGAAAAAAUACAUCGUCGAAAGUAUCGGGAUUCAGAAAAAGAAGAAUCCGGAUGUGAAACUUCAAACACCUUGGGUUGCCAUGUUGACUUCUUUGCCAGUGUGGGGAAUUGUCGUUGGACAUUUUGCUAGUAACUGGGGAAACUACACUUUAAUGACUAUGCUACCAACUUAUAUGGCUAAUAUUCUUAGAUUUAAUCUUUCUGCGAGCGGAGGUCUUUCUGCCCUUCCUUACAUACUGCAAUUCAUCUUUACAAUCGGAGGAGGCUAUGUCACCGAUGUCAUCAGAAGUCGUCGAUUAAUGAGUACAGUAGCGGUUCGCAAGCUUAACACGACGUUGGGUCUGGCUGUUCCAGCAUUAUUUGUCGUGCUAGCUGGAUAUAUUGGAUGCGACGUGGCAGCAGCUGUAGCGUUUUUCUCGAUAUCUGUGGCUUUUAAUGCACUAACAGUAUCUGGAUGUAAAGCGAAUACUGUCGAAAUAGCUCCGAAAUAUGGCGGAAUAGUUUAUGGAAUAUCAAAUACAAUUGCAAACAUUCCGGGAUUUUUGGCACCUCAAGUAGUUGGCAUUAUGUUGAAAGAAGACGAUUCUCUUUCCCAGUGGCAAAAGGUAUUUUGGGUUUCAGCAGCAGUCUACCUCUUUGGUGCAAUAGUAUAUCUUAUUGUGGGAUCUGGUGUAGAACAACCAUGGGCAGCAGGAAAGAUAUUAAAAAAUAAAUCUGUAAAGUUGGAAGGCAUCGACAAUAAAGCAACGUCGGAAGACAACGAGAACAAGGGAACGUCAUUUUAACUUCAUCCACACAUAAACGAAAUUUACAUGCUUCGUUGCUUAAAUUUGUCAAUAUGAGGAAUUAGUAUUUUAAUUUUUCAUUAUUAUUAUUUUUAUUCAGAAUAUAUAUCAACAUCAUGAAAAUACUGCGUUUGUUUAGUCUCUUGUACGGCGAGCUAUUCCUAGCUAAGUAUAGUUAUGUAUAAUUGUGUCCCUUUUUAUGAAUUGAAAUUUUUUCGUGAAUUUGAAAUUCAUAUUGGUUAGUGAACUUAACCCGACGGGAAAUGUGGUUACAUGUGUGAAUUCUCGUUAAAACCACAAGAAUGCAAUUCAAUCUUGACACAUACGUCGCCGACCGAAUCGUUAAUCGUUUGUUAAAUAGGAAUGAUCUAAAUUCUUCAUGAUAGUACUGCAGUAUCGAAAAUCACGUAACUCUCUCAAGCAUAAAAUGCUCACUCAAUCUGAAAUAUUUG